CAGGUAUGUGUUGAAAAAUGUCCAACAGAAGUGUAUUAUGGAAAAUAUUAUAGAGAUAUGGGCCGAGCUGCAACUGAGCGAAGCAAAGGUAUAUGUAGAGGAGAGAAACCUAGUGCUGCCCAUAUGCAAGAUGCAAUUGAGUACCAUCAUUGUGCUGCCUGGUACCUCCCUCUCAGAAGUGUUGGGCGACGUUGUAUUUAUGUACGAAAAGAAGACUUCAUGAAUGAUACAUUAUAUAAAAGUUUAGAGGGUGAACUUAAACUGAAGUUUUCUGAUAUAGAAAGAGGUGCUCAAAAUGCAAGGUCACAUUCCCAGGAGAGAACGGUUUGGGAUACAAUUGUCAUUAAUAUUGAAGAGAAUUGGGUCACCUUGGUUGUUGCAUUAGUGAUUGCUAUGGUGCUCUGCAUGAUUUACAUUGUGAUCAUGCGAUGGUUUGCCUGGAUUCUGGUCUGGGUAUCUUUGAUUGGUGUACUUGCUCUCCUGGGAUUCUGUUGCUAUGCUUCAUGGACAAAAUAUGCUGAAGCAAGAAAUGAGGAAGAUCUUGAUCCCACAAGAGGGCCUAUUAAAAUAUCAUGGCUGAUACUCUUCAUAGCAUCUUGUAUUGUUUUGGUUGUUGUGUUUUUAUUAAUAAUUUUUCUGCGCACUCGAAUUCGCCUUGCUACAGCUCUCAUUAGUGAAGCAAGCAGAGCUGUUGGAAAUGUAAUGAGUACGUUAUUCUUUCCAUUGGGGCCUUGGAUAUUUCAAAUGGCUGUGAUUGCUUGGACAGUAGCUGUAUGGGUAUAUGUAGCAUCUUCAGGAAAUCCUAAUUAUGAAGUUCGUGGACUUGAUAAUAAAAACUGUAUUUGCGAAACCUAUUCUAAUGGAGAUUCGUGUGAACCAUUUACAUUCAAUAAACAAUGCAGCAGUGCCAUGAGCAUUUGUGGAGAUGUUGCUUGUGCAUUCAAGAGAUAUGAAAGCAGGGCAACUACUAGCUACUUUCAUGCUAUAAACAUUAUUGGUUUCUUCUGGAUAUUGUGUUUCAUAUCUGCAUUUAGUGACAUGGCUCUGGCUGGAACGUUUUCAACAUGGUAUUGGACUAGAAACAAAUCUGAUGUUCCUUUUUUCGCUUUGACCCAAAGUGUUGGAAGAGCUGUAAGGUACCAUUUGGGAACUCUUGCUUUUGGCUCAUUGAUUUUGGCAAUAUGUCGCUUAAUUAGAACAGCUCUUGAAUAUGUUGAAGAGCAAUUAAGAAAAUAUGAUAGUGGACUAGCAAAAUGCCUGAUGUGUUGCUGCAAAUGCUUCUUUAUGUGCCUGGAGAGUUUUAUAAAAUUUAUCAAUCGAAAUGCCUACAUAAUGUGUGCAAUACAUGGCAAAAACUUUUGCCGUUCUUCUCGUGAUGGUUUUAACCUAGUGAUGAGAAAUAUUAUUCGAGUUUUGGUCUUAGAUAAAGUGACAGACUUCCUCCUCUUAUUAGGAAAAUUACUUAUAACAGUUGGAGUGGUGGCUGUGGCUUUUCUUAUUUUUGACAACGAUGUACAUUAUGAUGGUGAUGAAGAUAUUGAGGAAUAUGCCUAUUAUUUAGUGCCGAUCUUUAUUGUUGCAAUAAGCACAUACUUUGUCGCCUGUGUAUUUUUCUCAGUUUAUGCAAUGGCUAUAGAUACAAUAUUUCUCUGCUUUUUGGAAGAUCUAGAACGAAAUGAUGGCUCUCCUGCAAGACCAUAUUAUAUGUCAAAGAAAUUGUUGGAAAUUCUUGGCAAGAAGAAUGAUAACUAUAUGGAAAGAAUGAAUGAUGGCAAUCCCAGUGCACAUCCACUUAUGAAUAGGGAAGAACAAGCCCCAAACCAGUGAUGAGCAAUGACCAGGAGCUACUGCAGUGAGACUCAAAUUUGAUACAUAGGAAGAAAAAUGAGGAAAAAUCUUCAGAAAUUGGUUUUUGAAACAGACUAUGAGAUCAUAUGAGUAAUUCUUGAGAGAGAACUUGCUGCAAAUGGUAUCAGACUGACAUUUAUGAGGUGCCAAUUUAAAAUAAUCUAGUUUGAGAAUGAAAAACAGAUUUUGGGACUGGGAAUCUCUCUCCUCCCAAGACUCCAUUUCAAUCGGUCUCUCUCUUCCUGCAAUUUUAUUGAAAGGGAUUUUCAGAAGGAAGGAGAGAAUGGUUUACACUAAGGCAUGUGAAGGUGACCCUGAUUACUACACUUAUAUCGUGAAGUAUCUUUUUAACUGGUAUUUCAAGAUUUGGAUCUAAAAAUUGCAAAUUAGCAAACAGCUGUACAAUGCAAGUAUUUUAAUUGAUUACACAGGUCAAUAAUGAAAAAUCAUCAGAAGUAAAAUUACGUGUAAUUUACUAACACUAAGUAUGCCCUGCUUCCAAACAUAUUAUGUUCUUAUAAUUUCUCUUGCAUAUAUCAUUUUGUGAUAAGAGUUUUAAUAUUGUGAAUAUGCAGAUUAGCCCCUAAAAUGAGGACUUACCUAGUCACCAUGAAAAAUCAUCAGAAAAGAAAAUAAGUGAUAUUUACUAAGUGUCAUGCCCUGAUGCCUAAUAUGUGCUUAGAUUUUCUCUAAUAUGAAUUGUUUUGGAGAUAGAAUAGUUUUCAUAUGGUGUCUGUGUGAAUAAUCCAUGGCAAAGCUGUUCCUUCAGGGACUGCUGGACUGAUGAGCUUUUGUUUUGUCUUUUGUAUCUCGAAACCAUGGAGCUAGGAAUAGCUCC
Messenger RNA from Gryllus bimaculatus (two-spotted cricket), 2686 nucleotides. Lineage: Eukaryota; Metazoa; Arthropoda; Insecta; Orthoptera; Gryllidae. The record is from the annotation of a GenBank genome assembly.